Molecule: messenger RNA, 963 nt
Organism: Kwoniella botswanensis
Lineage: Eukaryota; Fungi; Basidiomycota; Tremellomycetes; Tremellales; Cryptococcaceae
Exons: 3
Coding region: 1-963 (320 amino acids)
Source: RefSeq, a predicted model, not a curated record
AUGGCCCGCCCUGAUCCUCAACAUGAAAUAUGGGACAAACACCUUCACCCACACUUACGUCUCUUACUUCCUUCUUCAACACCUCCUAUCCACCUCGAAGCUCGAUUAUAUCUCCCUUUGCCGCUCCCUCCCUCCCUCACUCCGCAUAUCAACGUACUGGGUGAAUACUCGACGGUCCCGAAGAAGCUUGAAGAUCUCGAUGUGGGACUGAGAGAAGGGUUGAAAGAUAUGGGAGUGGAGAGAGUGGUAGUUGCCAGUCAUCCUUGGGGCAGGUUGGGUGGAAGCAUGUUGGAUCCCGUCAUCACGUCCCAUCUCAUAACAUCCAUAUAUCACCCCUACCAUUCCCAUACCACCGACCCAUCAACUAUCGAAGGAUCCGUCCCCGACCCGAAAUUUCUCAAUCCGUCCGGAGCGACUACUCCCUCACCGGCUGAAUUGUGCGGUAGAACCGCAGUGAUCACCUACAACGUAAGAGGGGUAGGGCUUAGUGGUGGAAGUCAACCGUGGUUGGGUACGGGACAUGAUCCGGAUGACUUAGCGGAGAUUGAGAAGAUUGGAGUGGGGCUUUUGGGUGAUAGUGUGAAAGAGGUGUUUAGAUUUGGGUACUCCUGGGGAUGUCUCCUCACCAUCCUCGCCCCCUUCCCCACCUCCCACUCUUUACCCUUGACCAAAACCCUCCUCGUCUCACCUGCUCUAACAGCUUUCAAAGGUAUAACCUUACUCUCAUCUAAGAAAUUCCCUGCCGCGCUAAAGGAACAUCAGCGACACCUGAACGACCGACCCAUAUGGAUGGUAUGGGGCAACAAAGACGAAUUCACUGGAUCGAGCACGUAUACUCACUUCGCCGAUGACAUGGGCAAAGAGGUGAUCAGGGGGAUAGAAGUAGAGGAUGCGGAACAUCUCUGGAGGAGGGAUGAGGGUGAGAAAUUGAGGGAGAUCAUCAGGAAUUGGUUAGAUAGUUAG